CGCAUUCUCUCGCUAGAGAUUGAAAACGAAGCACGCAUCCAAAAUUUUAUGCUGAAAAAUUAUUUUGAAGCUAGCGAAAAAAUCAAAUUGUCUUUGAAGCAUCUUUGAUUAGUCGUAUUCGUAUACCUUUUGAACCUAUCGAUAAAGGAUGUUUCGCGUUGCGCGUCGGCUGGUCCCGCAGGCCAUCCGCCACAUCCGCACCCUGAGACCACAUCCCCUGGACUUCUCGCGCCGCUACGCCUCGCAGGCCAUCAACCAGAUGCUGCAGCUCCAGCAGAUGGAGAUGUGCGCCGAUCCGCCUUCGCGCGGACUUGUGAUCGGCGUCUUCGCCGACGAAAAGGAUCGCAACGAUGCCGGCAUCCUGACCCCGGCUGGCUGGCGUUACAAUGUGCAGAAGACCAACGGCCGAUUGCUGGAGGUCCUGCGGAUGUCCGGGCCAAUGCCCAAGCAGGGCGAGGCUCGCCUUUUCUUCGCCAUCGAGCCGGAGCGGAUCCCCUAUUAUUCCGUGGUGGCUGUGGUCGGCCUGGGCAAGGAGUGCCUCGGCUACAACCCCUAUGAGGUGCUGGACGAGCAAAAGGAGGCGAUCCGCAAAUCCGUUGCAGCCGCCUGCCGUAUUUUGGCUGAACUGGACACUGACAGAAUCGAAGUGGAGAACUGCGGCCACGCCGAAUCCGCUGCCGAGGGAGCAGCACUGGGCAUCUGGCUCUACCAGGAGCUGCGCGACCCACAGCACAGGAUUCCAGUUCCCUCGCUAGAUUUGUACGCAGUAAAGGACGAAAUCUGCGACAUCGAAGGAUGGCGCAUUGGCCUGCAGAAGGCUGCAGCCCAAAACCUGACGAGACAGCUGCAGGAGAUGCCCUCCAAUCUCCUCACGCCCACUGCCUUCGCGCAAAAUGUCGUAGAGGUCCUGUGCAAGUCUGGAGUCAACGUGGAGGUGAAGGUCGAGGGCUGGGCGGAGAGCCAGUCAAUGCACGCCUUCCUGGCAGUGGCGAAAGCCUCGUGCGAGCCCCCGAUCUUUUUGGAGCUCAGCUACUACGGCACCUGUGCCGAGGAGCGUCCCAUUGUGCUGGUCGGCCAGGGCGUGACCUACGAUGCAGGAGGACUGUGCCUCAAAAAGAAACAUGAGCUAUUUCACAUGCGUGGCGACAUGACGGGAGCUGCCGUUGUGGUGGCCACUUGCCGCGCUGUCGCUGGUCUUCGCUUACCGGUGAACAUUCGCGGCCUGAUCCCUCUUUGUGAGAACGUUGUUGGCUGCAAUUCGGUUCGUCCUGGGGACAUGGUCAAGUCCAUGAACGGCAAGACCAUGGAGAUCCAGUGCACAGACCACGAGGAUGUCCUUGUCCUGGCGGAUGCCCUUCUCUAUGGCCAGAAUUUCUGUCCCAAGUGCAUCAUUGACGUCGGCACCUGUUCCGGCUACAUGCGUCAGGCUCUGGACGAGUCGGCUGCUGGCAUCUUCACCAACUCGGAGAUCCUCUGGCAGCAGAUCAAGCACGCCAGCAUGCACACCGGGGAUCGCGUGUGGCGCUUCCCGUUGUGGAAGUUUUACAGCAAGGCCGUGCGAUCCGGGGGACGCAGCGAUGUCCAGAACUACGGCAUUGGCCGCGGUGGACGUCCCUGCAAGGCCGCUGCCUUUCUGCGCGAGUUUGUGCCCUGUGGCCAGUGGAUGCACAUUGAUGCCACAAAUGUGAUGCUGACGAAGGGCACCGAAUACGAGUAUCUGCGCAAGGGAAUGGCCGGACGUCCGACGCGCACACUGGUGGAGUUUAUCGCUCAGACGAUUUGCAAGGAUACGGCCCCACGUUUGGCCAAGUAAUCAAUCUCUGAAGAGAAUCUCGAGAAUGUUAUAUAUUUUGUUACUUUUUCAUUUAACGAUGCUACACACACCACCCACACACACACACUCACAGACACACAUCUGACACUUGAGCAAUGACCACCCUAUAUGACAUACAUAUGUUUUACAGUUGCAUUUCGAUGCGGGGGACAUUCGUUUAUUAAGAAAUUAUAACGUAUAAAAAAAACAA
This is a messenger RNA of Drosophila obscura, 2024 nucleotides long. RefSeq names its product cytosol aminopeptidase. The coding region runs from base 149 to 1813 and encodes 554 amino acids. Gene Ontology annotation, biological process: proteolysis. The transcript is spliced from 3 exons. Gene Ontology annotation, molecular function: manganese ion binding; metalloaminopeptidase activity. NCBI's taxonomy places the organism in Eukaryota, Metazoa, Arthropoda, Insecta, Diptera, Drosophilidae. The record is from RefSeq and is a predicted model, not a curated record. Gene Ontology annotation, cellular component: cytoplasm.